UUACGAUGAAAAUAGUGGUUUUAAUCACUGAACAUAUGCAAACGCUAUUUUUCAUCGCUGGAAUGGCAACCCUUUAUUUUUGCUUUGUAAAAGUGUCAUUGCGUGAACUGUCAAAUUGUUGUGAGUUAAUAACGUAUGGACAUGUGAUGUGCAAGAUGAAUCGCAAAGGAAUACGCUCACCGACGAAGAACAGGUUAAUAAGUAGCUAUUUCCAAAAGGAGCUACCUGCACAAAAUUCAGAUCCAGAAAAUGAAGGUGGCAGAUGCAGUUCAUCUUCAAGUGAUUCGUCUCCUCAAAAAGAAAGGACUUGUCUAGACAAUUGUAUUUCUUCUUCGGAAUCUGACGACCAUGAGCCUGCAGCGACUUUUCCAUCACGACAAAAAAAAUAUAAACAACAUUUCAGAGAGGAAUGGAAGCGUGAUUUAAGUUGGCUAGAUAACAUCAAAGGCAAAGCAUUUUGCAAAAUUGGCCAAAAAUAUCUCUCUAACAAUAAAACAAAUAUUGAAAGACAUGGCUAUGGUGAGUCACAUAAAAAAAAUGAAUGCACAUUGAAGCAGCAGCCGAAAAUAAACCAAAAUAAAAAAGUGCAAGCAUUUGAAUCGAAAAUUCGAAAAAUAAAAAUUGCGGAGCUGAAAAUAAUAUUAUUUUUGUGUGUUCACAAUUUACCUUUUGCACUGAUUACACCAUUAAUUGGUCUUAUUAAGAGUGUUGCCAGAAACGAUGAAAUAGUGAAAGAAAUAAAGUGUGGUAGAACCAAAGCAGCAGAGACAAUUAAUGGUGUAUUGGCUGAAAAUUUUAUGGAAGAUAUGGCUAAUUGUUUAAGACACAAUAAGUUUUCGCUUAUUAUAGACGAAUCUACUGACAUAAGUACCUCAAAAUGCCUAGGAGUAGUUGCUCGUUAUUUUGAUCAACAAAAUGGCAAAAUUCGAGACCGUUUUCUAAGACUGAUUGAAGUACAAAAAUGUGAUGCAUGAUCAUUAUUUGAGGCGCUAAAAAAAUUGUUUAUUGAUUUGAAAAUACCAUUUGAAAAUGUUGUUGGAUUUGCCGCUGAUAAUGCCGCUGUAAUGAUGGGUGGCGUUUCAGGUGUUAAAACCUUAUUAAAAGAAUGGAACCCCAAUCUUUAUGUGAUUGGCUGCAUUUGCCAUUCAAUGCACCUAUGUUCUUCAACAGCCACGAAAACCAUACCUCCAGAAAUAGAACAAUUAGUAAGAAACAUUUAUUAUUUUUUUGCACAUAGUAGUAAGAGGCAAGUGGAAUUUCAAGAAUUUCAAGAUUACUUUGACUUAAAAAAGCAUAAGAUUUUAAAAAGAGCUGACACAAGAUGGCUUAGUUUGGAACACGCCAUAGUAAGAGUGUUAGAACAAUGGCCAGCUCUUCAAACUUAUUUGGCUAGCGCUGCUUUUGAGGAAAAUAAUGACAUUGCUAAAAAAAUCUUAGAACAAAUGACACCGUUAAAUAAAUGCUAUUUGCUGUUUUUAAGCAGCAGUCUAAAAAACGUAAAUAAAAUAAAUUUAGAGUUUCAGGCAACAGAACCACGCUUCCAUCAGCUCUUAAAAAUAUUAAAAUUGUAUUUAAAAAGUAUUUUAAACAAUUUCAUGCACAUAAACCUAUUAAAUUUUGAAUCAUUAAGUGAAGAUACUAUAGAAGAUAGUACAAUGUACAAAAAACUAGAAGAUCUCUAUCUUGGAGCAGAAACUGAAAUGUUUAUUCUAGGAGGCACUUUAACCGCGGAAGAGAUUUACUCUAUGCAAUAAAAUUGUUUACGUUUUUACAUUUCGCUAAGCAAGCAAAUUUUAAAAAGAAUAAAUUUUAAGGACCCAGUUUUGAAAGCACUACAAAUAAUUGAUCCAUUAUCGUUAGGGCCAAGCCUUGUGCCACUUAUUAAUAUAUUCCCUAAUCUCGUUGGAAAUAUGAACAUUGAAGAUAUUAAUGAAGAAUGGAGACUUUUAUUAUUACAUGCAUUUUCCGAGGAAGAGAUGACUCUUGAAAUGUUUUGGCAAAAUGUUUUUAAAGUAAAAAAUAGUUUAGGAGAGCACAUGUAUCCACAUUUGCGGCAAUUUAUAAGUUCUUUACUUUGCUUGCCUCAUAGCAGUGCUCCCACGGAGCGUGUAUUCUCCCAAAUGAAAUUAAAUAAAACGGCUAUCCGAAAUUGUCUUAACGUAGAAACAGUGAGUUCCAUACUUCUAAUUAAAGAAAUAAUGUCAGAAUUUGAAUUUGAA
This is a messenger RNA of Rhagoletis pomonella (apple maggot), 2219 nucleotides long. RefSeq lists its product as uncharacterized. The record is from RefSeq and is a predicted model, not a curated record. Lineage: Eukaryota; Metazoa; Arthropoda; Insecta; Diptera; Tephritidae. The transcript has 5 exons. Bases 6 to 974 code for a protein of 322 amino acids.